This is a messenger RNA of Maudiozyma barnettii, 588 nucleotides long. RefSeq lists its product as uncharacterized. The record is from RefSeq and is a predicted model, not a curated record. The transcript has a single exon. Gene Ontology annotation, cellular component: outer membrane. Lineage: Eukaryota; Fungi; Ascomycota; Saccharomycetes; Saccharomycetales; Saccharomycetaceae. The coding region runs from base 1 to 588 and encodes 195 amino acids.
AUGUCUGCUAACGAUUUUUACAAUUCAGGUCAAAGUGGUGCCUAUGAUCCAAACCAAAAUCAAAACAGGGGCCAAAACAAUCAAUACCAAAACCAGGCUCCAAUUAACCAAAGUCAACCUCAGCAACAGCAACAGCAACAGCAACAGCAAGGCCAGAAUGGUGAAAGAGGCUUAUUCAGUACCGUCAUUGGUGGUGCUGGUGGGUAUUAUGCUGGUUCAAAAGUAUCCAAUAAUCAUUCCAAAUUAUCUGGUACUCUGGGGGCCCUUGGUGGUGCAAUAUUAGCUAAUAAGAUAUCUAACGGUGUAUCUCAUCAUAAUGAUCAUAAUAACAAUAACAACAACAACUAUGGUCCACCACCUAAUCAACAUGGGAAUCAUCAUGGCGGUGGUCUAUUUGGUAACCGUGACAAUAACCGUCCCCCACCAAACCAAGGUGGUUGGGGUGGCCCACAAGGAGGUAACCAAGGAGGUCCAGGUGGAUGGAAUAAUGGUCCACAAGGGGGUAACCAAGGAGGCCCACAAGGUGGUCCAGGUGGUUGGAAUAAUGGUCCACAAGGUGGCCCAGGAGGUCAAGGAGGUCGCUGGUAA